AUGGAGGGCCCCGUUAAGAUCGCAGCCGGUGCGCCGGCCCGCGCAUGGCAGAGCAAACAAGAGUGGGUUGUACUUGUGGAGAACAUCGCGCAGUCUCGCGCACGACUCGCCUCCGGUAUCCAGCUGGCCAUCGAGAAGCAGUGGGGCAACAACUUCACCGCCAGCCUGCAGGAAUAUGCGGCGACCAAGGAGAACGAGAUCCGCGACGUAUGCAGCUCCAAUUUCCAGGAGUUUGUAGACUCGAUCGAGGAGAUCGUGCAUAUGAAGGCGGACGUAUCCAAGCUGCAGAAUGAUAUCGAUCGUUUUCAGAGCGAACUCGUAACGUCAACGUCGGGGAUCCUCUCAGUCCACGACUCCCUGGCCACAUGCUGUAUGGUGCAAAAGCACAUUGACGAGUCCAUCGAGAAGCUACAGCAAUGCCAACGCAUAGUGGCUCUCGCUGCAUCAAUCGAGGCUUACAUCCAACAGGGCAAACUGUUCCAUGCACUCAAAAUGCUUGAAGAACUCCGCGUCGAAAUUGCAGCCUUUCGAGGUCGACUAUUCCCACAACGCAUGAGCGACUGGAUGCACGUUGCCAUGCGAACUAUCAAGGACGAAGCGAAGCGAAAUGCCUCCGUCUGGCUGGAAGAUGUUCGCGCGGCGUCAUUGUCAAUUGGUCAAGCAGCAAUUCAUCGCCUGGAGAACCAAAUCAGCGAGCAAUACUACGAACAGGACGUGCUAGAGAAGAGCGGCCAUGCGCUUGGGAGAUCCAACAGCGGCCAAGUUCCUGCCAGUCCUCGAGCCUCGUUGAGUCCGUCCGACUCGGGAAGAUCGUUAGUGAGCGAAGACUCGUUCAAGCUGCCGUCCAUCCGCCUGUCGCCGAUGCUGAGGAUCCUCCACGUCUUCCGUGCCAUAAGUCAAGUCCCUGAACUGGCGGCGUUCUACAAUGCCAACCGCUUGCCUCAAUUGCAGUUAACGUCGUUUCUAAGAGGCGCAGUUACUACGAUCACUCCGGACAAGUUUGUAGCGCAGCACGACGAGCUGUCCAAGAAGUUGACGGGCGCUUUUUGCCUUGAACAUUUGCUGUGGCGCUACUCGGACGCUGCGUUGCUGUCCAAGAAAGAGAUCAAUGGGAUCUUCCAUCUCGUGAUGCAGAGUUUGUGUGGCAUUGUGUCGACUUCGGUCUUGAGCGUCAACGUGCCGAGUACGAUCCUCGAUAUCAAGCUCCGAGCGAUCGUGUGUGCUCGAACGCUAAGUGACGAGGUGCACGAGUACAACUCCACGCUGAUGUUUGACACUUUCCGUCGCUUGGGAACGCACUUCCGGAGCGCAAUCAUGGCGGAAACCAAGAGGAAGCUUCGGGAAUUCAUGUCCAGCGAUACUUUCGAGCGCGUUCAAGUCUCUUCCGAGCAACUUCGAGCGACGCUGCAGUGCUGCGGAUUGGAGAAAGAAGACGGACGUUUGUUGAAGAAUGUCGAUCUCGGAUCCAACCUCGUUGUGCUGCCGUUUACCAGUGUGGUCGUAAAGAGCUGUACGAGUAUCGAGGCGCUGGUCCAGAUGAUGUUCGACUAUGAGCGCUAUUUGAACAUUGACGACUGGGGCGAGUGGGUGCGAAGUGACACGAUCGAGGCGCUGUCGUUUCUUAACGAAACGUUGAACGAAGUGAUCGACCAGCACACAGACCUGCAAGUUUCGACGGCCGUCAUGAUGGGGACGAACGCGUCGUUUCUGGCUUGUGCCUGUGAUCGCUUCGAGGAACACGUCAAGAUUCAGACGGAAGCGUGGGAAGCGCGGACGUAUGGCUACAGUGUCAGUAAUACGCUCCGAGGAGCGAACACGCAACUCAUAAAGCCUUGCUCCAGUCGACUGCUGUUGAGUAAGGCUGCAGCCAAGAAGAAGUUCGAGAGCACAACUACAAGAGCGCAAGAUAUGGUCUGCGAGCUCAUGUUGAAGAAGAUUGACGAGUUGUUAUCGAGUUUCUACUACCUCAACUGGACUCCCAGUGCGGUGCUGACCCAGCCAGAUCCUUCCAUGUGGGACCUCAUCAACUACCUCAAAGUGACGUUUGCGCAACUGGGUCAGCUGCCUCCAGCAGUCCAGGAAGCUGUUCACUUUGCUUCGUGCAGCUAUCUGGCCAAGUCGCUGGAGCAGAUUUUGAGUGGGGCCACGGUGAAGAAGCUCAACAUGGAGGGGAUUGCCAACUUCAAACGCAACUUGGACGUGCUGCUGGACUUCAUCGAGUCCGUCCCGAUUGCUCAGCUGAAAGAUUGCUUCGUGCCCAUCUCGCAUCUCGUCGACCUCUUCGUCUCUGGACGCGUCGAAGCUUUCCUUGAUCCGCAGCAAAAAGAUGCUCGUGGCAAGUACUCGCAUCUAUCUUCCGACACUGUUUCCGCUGUACUCGCCAAGAUGAAGGAUGGAAAGAGCUCAUCAAAGGCAUGGGGAGCGACAUUCGUUAGUGCUCCAAAGAAGACCCUCUUCGGAGUUAAGAGCUCUCGAAAAUAA
This is a messenger RNA of Phytophthora infestans T30-4, 2481 nucleotides long. Its product is annotated as exocyst complex component, putative. NCBI's taxonomy places the organism in Eukaryota, Oomycota, Peronosporomycetes, Peronosporales, Peronosporaceae. The record is from RefSeq and is a predicted model, not a curated record. Gene Ontology annotation, cellular component: exocyst; membrane. Gene Ontology annotation, biological process: Golgi to plasma membrane transport; intracellular protein transport; exocytosis. The transcript has 15 exons. The coding region runs from base 1 to 2481 and encodes 826 amino acids.